AUGCCCUUAGUGUUGCCUAGUAGUACACUUAUUUUCAUUUUGCUGCCAAUUUGGCAGCAGAUUUUACAUAUUAAUUUGCACAUAAAUGAGACUCAGCAACAUCGGACAAUGCAAAUCGUGACUGAAUAUUUUGUCGAUGACGAAAAAUAUUUCUAUUUAAUUUUACUGCAUAGAAAUAUCGCUAUUUGUAUAGGGGCAACUGUGUUAACAGCAACCGGAACAACACUUGCAGGAUAUAUUAUAUAUGUAUGUGGAAUAUUUCGAAUUGCAAGUUAUCGUAUCGAACAAGCAAUGUCUAUUGAAGUAAUGGAAAACAUUAAUCUUGAAAAUCAGACUAUGAUUUAUAGAAAAAUAAGUGAUGCUGUUGAAAUCCAUCGCAAGGCUAUAAAGUAUUCCGAAUUUUUAUCAUCUUGUUUUAAAGGCACUUUCUCCUUAUUAUUAAUAAUUGGUGUGAUUUCCUUGAGCCUGAAUACUUUUGGAAUGUUUUAGAUUUUCCGAAAUGCAUCGCUUGGAGAUAAAGAAUCACUUUUGGCGCAUUUCUUACUUGUAUUUGUGAUCCUUUUAUAUAUGUUUAUAUCUAAUUAUG
Messenger RNA from Camponotus floridanus (Florida carpenter ant), 586 nucleotides. RefSeq lists its product as uncharacterized. Lineage: Eukaryota; Metazoa; Arthropoda; Insecta; Hymenoptera; Formicidae. The record is from RefSeq and is a predicted model, not a curated record. The coding region runs from base 1 to 489 and encodes 162 amino acids. The transcript has 4 exons.